AUGCAGACGCAGUCCCGCCUCGCCGUGAACGGCGGCGGCAGCGGCAGCAGCAGCUCGGCCUCGGAGGACGAGCACGAGGUGGUGAUCCGCGAGCUGACGCGGGGCCACGAGCUGACGGCGCAGCUGCGGGCGGAGGCCCUUCGCGCGCUGCGCGGGCAGGGCCAGGCCGAGGCCACCGCCGCAUUCAUCCUGCAGGAGGUGUCCCGCGCCUUCACCGUCUGCCUCACCAUCAUGAGCUCGCCCGCCCGCGCCCCGCCGUCGUCCCAACCGCCGCCGACGAUGGAAAUGGCGCCCGCGCCUGCCCUGGCCCCGCCGCGCCGGAGUCGGGACGACAGCAUUCCAAGAGAGCAAAGGACGACAUCCUCGCCGCACAACGAUGGGCACCAGUGGAGGAAGUACGGCCAGAAGAGGAUCACCAAGACGCAGUUCCCGAGGUGCUACUUCAAGUGCAGCUUCCACCGCGAGCGCAACUGCCGGGCCACCAAGCAGGUGCAGCAGUGCAGCAACGACGACCCGCCCCAGUACGUCGUCAUGUACUUCAACGACCACACGUGCGACACGGCGGCGACCUCGGGGAUGAUGCCGCUGGACGACCUGUCCGGGCUGGUGAUGGCACGCCAGCAGGCCGGCCAGGCAGGCGCCCGCGCGCUGCUGGACGAACGCGGCGUCCAGGAGGAGCACGAGCGCCGGCUGUUCGUCUCGUCGCUCGCCUGCGUGCUGGGGGGCCACCAGCAGCAGUCUCCUGCGGGAAGCGGAACCACCGCCGCCGCCGUCGCCGUUAACGCGGGGCAUCAGCAGGAGCCGCCGCCGCGGGCCCGCACGCGCGACGACGCGCCUGCGGGCGUUGACGCGCCCGGUGAGAUGCCGCGCAUCAUUGAUGUGGACGUGGCGGGGCUGGAUGUCAUGGACUACGAUGUGACGGACGCGCUGUGUUUCGGCGAUUCCUACGACCUACCUGGCGACGGUUUUCCGUUUUUAUAA
Miscanthus lutarioriparius is the source of this 981-nucleotide messenger RNA. Lineage: Eukaryota; Viridiplantae; Streptophyta; Magnoliopsida; Poales; Poaceae. The record is from the annotation of a GenBank genome assembly.